Aphanomyces astaci is the source of this 1439-nucleotide messenger RNA. RefSeq lists its product as hypothetical. The transcript has 4 exons. The record is from RefSeq and is a predicted model, not a curated record. Bases 30 to 1391 code for a protein of 453 amino acids. NCBI's taxonomy places the organism in Eukaryota, Oomycota, Saprolegniomycetes, Saprolegniales, Verrucalvaceae. Gene Ontology annotation, biological process: mRNA splicing, via spliceosome. Gene Ontology annotation, cellular component: nucleus.
CGGAAACUGGACUGGUUAGCGCAAAGCACAUGUCGCUGUCGCAAUCGGACUUCCGAAGGCUCUUGGAGACGCCACGGGUUGCGCCACAAGGAGGCGGUGGUGGAAUCCUCAGGAGAGAUGCGGCACAAUCCAAGUUUGGUGGGAAGCGAGCGGCGGAGUCGUCAGGGAAGGGCCUGAAGGACCGUGAAAAGUACAAAAAGUUCAAGAAACCCGCGGCUGGGGACGGCGACGAGGACGACCCUCUGAAGAAACCCCGGUCGAAAAUGAUCGAUCCCACAUACCAGGGAAAGUACAGAGAUCGUGCGGCCGAGCGCCGGGCAGGUGUGAACCAAGACUACGAAGGUCUGGAAGACAUCAACACGGAUGAGAUGGACAUCGAGACGAGCAAGUUCUUGGGCGGGGACAUGAAACACACGCAUUUGGUCAAGGGGUUGGACUUGGCGCUGUUGGCGCAACUCAAGCGCGAAAAGGAAAUGCUCCAGGAACAGCAUGCUUCCCUUGUUCGGAAGGAUCCUUCGUCGACAAGCAGCCACGGACCUACUUCGACGUCGAAGUCCACGCCGCCGUUGACUGCUUUGGGCGCAUUCUUGGUCAAGUUUAUGACGAAAUUGACUGUGGAUCCUUCCGUGAAGCACAUGUCGGAUCUGUUCCUCCCCGGUCGGCUGCAUUACGAGUUCAACAUCCAUCACGUCGACGUGGACACGCUUCCGCGGUUCGUCCAAGUGAGUCCGGACGACUGUCCCGUCGUGGAUGCCGCCGGCGUCCGCGGGUUCCUAUCGCCGCAGCUGCUGGAAGACAUCCAGGAGUGCUUCCAGCAACCCAAGCACCCCCAGCGGCGGCAGCGGCAGGUCCUUCCCCCGCCGCCAACUCCGCCUCUUGUGGGCAUCAAGGACGCCCAUAAAGGACUCGCCACGAUUGCCGAAGAUGGCGACGACGAGAGUGAAGAUGAAGAUAUUUUCGCAGACGUCGGGGAGUACGUUCCACCAGGUGAAGAAGACACGGUGGAGGUGGUGUCGGUGCCGAAGGGGUCGAUAUUCCAAAACUUGAGCGCGGCCCAAGUCGCGCGGGAUGUCCGAGAGAAGCAGCAUGAGGCGCUGGAAGCUUCGCGGCUGGCUGCGACCCUGGCCAAAGCCAAAGCCAUGUACGACAAGGGCCAAGAGAUGGCCAAGGCCGACCGAUUGCGGGAAAAGGUGGCGGCCCCCGACGACUACGACGAGUGUUUUCCAGAUUACGAGGAAGACGAACAAGAUGGGGAGAAGGAUGAGAAGACGAGUAGCAGCACCGAACGAUUCAAACGUGGAAAGAGUAAGCAACACAUGGACAAGGGACAAGACCCAGUUCAACAGCCCACCAACCGCCGCGACCGACGUCAACUCCGGGCCAAGGAAUAGUAACAUAGUAACACGAGGGUUUGAAUGUGACCACUUACAUGGUCGUGG